Messenger RNA from Quercus lobata, 1447 nucleotides. Its product is annotated as auxin-responsive protein SAUR36-like. Lineage: Eukaryota; Viridiplantae; Streptophyta; Magnoliopsida; Fagales; Fagaceae. The record is from RefSeq and is a predicted model, not a curated record. Gene Ontology annotation, biological process: response to auxin. Bases 727 to 1230 code for a protein of 167 amino acids. The transcript has a single exon.
CAAUCAAAAUGCAAUAUCUCAUCAUCAAAGUCAAAAAUCUCUAGAAUCAAAACCCACUACGAUCUCAUCACUAUCAUCUCAUACAAACUAAAUUUGAAUCACAACAAUCGUGAAAAUCUCGCCGCAGCCACUUAUUAAUUAUAAGCAUGCGCAUAUCUGACCAUUCCUUCGAAUGACCCUUGACUUUCUUGAAUUCUUAUCUCUAUAUAACACACCAUUUUUCGUUCACACAACAAUUAGCGUGCCCACUGCCGACCAUUCCUCCCAACCUUUCUGACUCUCUCAAUAUAUAUUCCUCUCUCUCUCUUUUGGGAAUCCGAUCUAAUCUUUUGAACCCACAAAUCACGCUCCAAAGAGAAUCCCAUUCUUCAGUAUUCUCCACCACCACCAAAGCAUAGUCACUAGCUCCACCACUAACACACACCCACCAAAAUAUAUACCCAAAAACUCUUUUUCUCACUUACAUGUUAAUAUCAUAUGAAAAACCAUUUCUUGAGGAGUAGUAAUAGAAGAGAAAACUAGGAUGUCAAACAUACCCACAUCUCUCUCUGAAAUUUGUUUAACUCAAUCACGUCUCACCAUGUCUGUUGCUGACCCUUGGCCCUUCUCUUGAAAUCCUCACCUCACCUAAACAAAAACAAAAACAAAGAAAAAACUCCCCAAAACUCAAAUCAAAUCCUUUCACAAACCCCACUUUUUCAUUUUUUCUUGACACUUUACUUAACCAUGAGGAAAAUCAAAGGAUUCAAGCUAGGGAAGCGACUAGUGAGAGCCACGAAAUGGGUCCUCCGGAAAAACAGGACCCGACCCGGAUACAUCCGGCUCAACCGGGCUGCUGCGGCACCAACAACAUCAACCCCAUCUACAAAACCCAUGUCGAAGCUGAUCACCUGGGCCAAAUCCUUCUGCCAUUGCAGCAAACCCGGGUCGGGUUACAUGCAAAUCGGGCACGAACCGGUUAAGGAAAAGGAGGUGGCGGUUCCGAAAGGACACCUGGCGGUGUACGUGGGUCAAAAAGACGGCGACUUUCAGAGGGUGCUGGUGCCUGUGAUUUACUUCAACCACCCUCUGUUCGGCGAGCUGCUCAGAGAGUCGGAGGAAGAGUUCGGGUAUGAGCACCAAGGGGGGAUCACGAUACCGUGCCCGAUAUCCGAUUUCGAGAGAGUCCAGACCCGGAUCGCCGCCGGGUCUGGUGGGGCCCGGAGGCUGACGUGGAAGCGUCACUAUUAGGAGAGAAAGUGAUUGCAUGGGAGAAUUUUUUUUUUUUUUUUUUUUUUGGGGGGGGUUUGGUGGAGAUGGUUGAUGAACAGUGGUUGAUGAUGAUGAUGACGAUGAUGGCGAUAAAAGAUUCGAACUGAUAACGAAAAUGAUGUGUAGAUUUUUUUUUUUCUCAAUUAGGUAGUGGUUUACAUUUAUGGUUAUUUACAUGUUUUUUUUCUCUUUUUAC